AUGACUAGCUCCAGUAUUAUACUUGGUAACGAUGCAUUCGACAUAAUCCAACCUAUUGUCGUGUACGGCUUGUCUUUUCCCAUAAGCGUCAUUGGACUUGUGUUUAACGUCAUCAACACAGCGGUGUUUCUCAAAAUUGGGGUCAACGAUUCCGUGUCCGUGUCACUGGUGGCGUUAUUCGUCGCUGAUUUUGUGUUCUUGCUGCUCCAGGCAUAUCGCCCUAUAGCACAAAUGCUCAUGAAGUUAGGACUGACUCACACCUGGUCCGUACACCCAACACAAAUAGCAACCUUUGCCUCGUCUUACAUAUCCAUAUUUUAUCUCAUUUCCACACUGUUGACCACAUACAUAGCCCUUGCUAGGUGUCUGUGUGUGGCUUUAGCAUUCAGAUUUCAGCGUAUCUUCACCGUAAACCAAGCUCGUAUUGUAGUUGUGUCUGUGUAUAUCGGAGCUUUGCUGUCUCACAUACCUCCGAUUCUCAGUCAGAGAUUAGUUUGGCGGUCAAAAGUAAACACACCAAAAGCCAUCCUCGUUGUGGAAAGAGUAGAUCACGAUACGUUUGAGUCGUUUUCGAAGCUUCACAACAUCGUUAACCGGACUUUACUACCUUACUCCUGCCUCGCAAUCUGCAUCCUGUGCCUCAUCGUCUUAACAGUUAAACUGAGGUCAGUCUCACAGUUCCGCGCUAACGCAACCAGAUCAGCCUCGAAGCCAGACCCAAGACUUUCACAUGGUAAACAUGAAUUAGACAAUAAUGCUGAGAAAGAACAGAUCACCAGCUCUUCUCCAUCAGCGCUCAGCAUCAAAGAGAUACAGCUCAUCAAGGCGGUGUUUCUUCUCUGCGCUAUCUUCGUCUGUAGCGCCUCUUUGAGGGCCGCCCUUGGGAUAGCUGUGGUGUGGAUGCCCCAACUUGAAACAGAGCCGAGAUACCGCAGUCUUUACGCCAUCUGUAUGGAAAUCAUUGGAGCUUUCAUGGUUGUGAAUUGUGCAGUUAACUUUAUCAUAUUCUACCAUUACAAUACUUCCUUUAGACAGACUCUGACUUCUCUUACAAAGCGCAGCGUGAAAAAAUAG
Molecule: messenger RNA, 1074 nt
Organism: Aplysia californica (California sea hare)
Lineage: Eukaryota; Metazoa; Mollusca; Gastropoda; Aplysiida; Aplysiidae
Exons: 1
Coding region: 1-1074 (357 amino acids)
Biological process (GO): neuropeptide signaling pathway
Cellular component (GO): membrane
Molecular function (GO): G protein-coupled peptide receptor activity
Source: RefSeq, a predicted model, not a curated record